AUGUCAUGUGGCAAUUUUACAAUUGAAGAAUUAUCAGCAGCAACCCGCGGUUUCUCAGAGGCCAACCUUCUUGGAGAAGGUGGAUUUGGGUAUGUCCACAGGGGAAUCCUUCCGAAUGGGAAAAAAAUUGCUGUGAAACAGUUGAAGAUGGGAAGCCGGCAAGGCCAGCGUGAAUUUCAAGCAGAGAUUGAGACAAUUAGCAGAGUGCAUCAUAAGCAUCUUGUUUCAUUGGUUGGGUAUUGCAUGACCGGGGCUGAGCGGCUGCUUAUUUAUGAGUUUCUUCCAAACAAUACCUUGGAAUUUCAUUUACAUGGAAAAGGCCAGCCUAUUAUGAAUUGGGCAACUAGAUUGAAAAUUGCCAUAGGGUCUGCCAAUGGACUGGCAUAUCUCCAUGAGGAUUGUAAGUUCCUUUCCUGA
Molecule: messenger RNA, 417 nt
Organism: Ilex paraguariensis (yerba mate)
Lineage: Eukaryota; Viridiplantae; Streptophyta; Magnoliopsida; Aquifoliales; Aquifoliaceae
Source: the annotation of a GenBank genome assembly